UCGGAGUCUGGACGCGCUGCCGGGGGAGCGCCCGCCGUCCGGGCCGCAGAGGCGCCUGCCUUUGAUGCUCGGAGGGGAAGAAUCGCCAUUGCCUCUGGAGCCGGGGGUCCUGGGCUGCUUUCCUAUCCCGCAGCUGCGAGGCUGUCCCUGCCGCCCGGCUGGGCCGGGCCGGACCAGACCCGCCACCUGCGUCCCGGUUGCGCCAUGGAUCCCUCGGAGAGGAAGAUCUCGGUGUGGAUCUGCCAGGAGGAGAAGCUGGUGUCCGGCCUCUCCCGCCGCACCACUUGCUCGGACGUGGUGCGGGUGCUGUUGGAGGACGGCUGCCGGCGACGACGGAGGCAGCGGCGGUGCCGGCGACGGGGGGCGGCUGGCGACUCUCCAGGCCCGGGGGAGCUACCGGAACCCACGGACGAGGACGAGGAGGACGACGACGAGGUGCUUCCGCAGGGCAUGCUGUGUGGGCCCCCGCAGUGCUAUUGCAUAGUGGAGAAGUGGCGCGGCUUUGAGCGCAUUCUGCCCAACAAGACGCGCAUCUUGCGCCUCUGGGCUGCCUGGGGCGACGAACAAGAAAAUGUGCGCUUCGUGCUGGUGCGCAGCGAGGCUUCAUUGCCCAACGCGGGCCCUCGCAGCGCCGAGGCCCGGGUCGUGCUCAGCCGCGAGCGCCCCUGCUUGGCCCGGGGAGCCCCGGCGCGACCCAGCCUGGCUAUGACCCAGGAGAAGCAGCGGCGGGUAGUGCGCAAGGCCUUCCGCAAGCUGGCCAAGCUCAACCGACGGCGCCAGCAGCAGCCGUCGUCGCCUUGUUCGUCCACUUCGUCUUCCACAGCCUCGUCCUGCUCGUCGUCGCCGCGGGCCCACGAAAGCGCGUCGAUGGAGCGCAUGGAGACGCUGGUGCAUCUGGUACUCUCCCAGGACCAUACCAUCCGUCAGCAGGUGCAGCGGCUCCGGGAGCUGGACCGCGAGAUCGACCGCUACGAGGCCAAGGUGCACCUGGACCGCAUGCGGCGCCACGGGGUGAACUACGUGCAGGACACUUACUUGGUGGGCGCGGGCAUCGAGCUCGACGAACCCAGUCCGGGAGAGGAGUCGGAGGCAGCGGCGACGGGGAAGGAGGCGGCGGUAGCGGUGCCCCUGGACGGCGAGACGCAGGUGGCGGCGCUGGAGGAGCUAGCCCGGCGCUGCGACGACCUGAUGCAGCUACAGGAGCAGCGGGCCCAACAGGAGGAGUUGCUCGAGCGCCUCUCAGCUGAGAUUCAGGAGGAGUUGAACCAGAGGUGGAUGCAGCGGCGCCAGGAAGAGCUGGCGGCGCGGGAGGAGCCCCCGGGGCCCGACUGCGGCCCAGACGGCGAGCUUCUGCUGGAGCAGGAGCGGGUCAGGACGCAACUCAGCACCAGCCUUUACAUCGGGCUCCGGCUCAACACGGACCUGGAGGCCGUCAAGUCGGAUUUGGAUUACAGCCAGCAGCAGUGGGUCAGCAAGGAGCGCGAGUUGCAAGGACUUCUUCAGACUUUGCACACUUUGGAGCUAACUAUGGCGCCCGAUGGGUCUCCCGGCUCGGGCGGACCCUCCCGGGAUCCUGGGCCUCAGGCCUGUGCCGAGGUGUGGGUGGACCAGGCCCGCGGACUGUCCAAGAGCUGCCCUGGCAACGACGACGACUCGGAUACGGGGCUGAGCUCUAUGCACAGUCAGGAUUCGGAUUCGGUGCCUGUGUGCGAAUCCCUUGUGUAGGAGAAGUAGGGAGGGAGAGGGUUAUGGACGCUUCUCCCUUCCCAGCAUAAAGCACCGGCUCGGCCGCCUCAGGGACUUGAAACUGGGCUGGGGGUGGGCUUGGAGCGCUUGCAGGCAGCAGCGCCCCACGGGGCGGGAGGAGGGCUCAAGACCGCUGAGCCGCAACGGCGCUCCUCUGGCUCCGGGGGUGAGUGUUUAGGAGGGUGAGGGACAAGGAGGCCGGUGUCCAAUCCAAACGCUUUUAGGGGUAGGAGAGAGGGAGGUGGUGAGGACCCUCUGUAUUGGAAAACAAGCACCCAGGGAAAUUGACGUGGUCCGAGCCCAUUUUCAAAAACAAACAAACAAAAAGUAUUAUGGAGAUUUCACCACUCUUCUGUGUGGCAAGGACUGAUGGCAGUUAGGACUUUAGUUUGUGGCAUAAAGUGCUUUUAAAAGAAACACUUGGAUGAAUAGGAAAUUCCUUGAAUGUUAAUUGUAACUGUAAACGUGUUAAAACUAGCCAAAGAGGACGCACUGGUGUUGGUCUCAGCCUUCCUUACAUUUUUGAUAAAGCCCAUAGGCCCCAAAGUCCCGGCUUCUUACAUUUCUGUAGUUUCACGCAUUACGCAUUCGCUAAACCGCUUGCCUUUUAUUUUCUUUCAAAGGCAGAACUGUAUUGAAGCAUAACCCUGUAUUUCCUACUAGUAAAUACAGUAUAUUAAAAGGGAUACUUUUUUUAAAAAACAAUCUUUCAUUAUUACAAAAGCCAGACAUAACCCUUUUGAGAUAUAAAGUACUGGCAAACAUAAUCCCUGGCUAAAAUUUAAUCUGGGCCUUUGGGGUUUUUUCCUGGGAAGGCAGGAGUGUUGUCCUUUAAUUCAUAUCACCACUUCAUUGACGCAGUUACUGUUCCUUUAGGAAAAAUGAAAGGGAAGUUGCAGAAUUUACAUUCAGCACAACUAAAUUUGCUUUUUAAUGAGUGGUUAAAACUAAGACUUGAAAGCAGAGGUCUUCGUCACUGUUCAGCUUCUCAGUUGAGCUAUCUGAUUAAAAACAACCAUGACCUCAACAGACUUGACCCAAACCCAAGUCUAACUUCAGUAUCUUUGGUUAGACAUUAGUUACUUGUUCAAACCUAAAUUGAGACAGUGUAAAUACCAGUGUUUACUAGAUAAGGUCCAGAAAAAAAAAAAAAAACACUCUCAUAGCACACCUUGGAUGAAUAAUUUGAUUAACAAUUGCAUGUAGCCAUCAAUAAAAGCACAUAAAAUGACUUGAAUUACUCUUAUCUGGCUCAAGCCUGUCCACAUGCCAGGAGAUGGAAGUGUUACACCUUCUUGGUAGUUGGAGACAGCCCUGGUGGGGACUCAGUGUAAUCUUUCUAGGUAUUUCAAUGAGAACUUAUCAGCUGUAGCUAGCUGCUGGCUGAUUUCCCCCUGGAGCUCAGUACUUCUGAGGAAUGUGGGCUCUAAUCUGUCCUUGGAGGUAUUAACAAUGGGGUGUGUGCGUGGUGCUGGCCUGGUGCACAAGCCUGGUAUCAGCCUAACUGUUAAGGAGCUGGCUCUAGUUUCAGCUCUAACGUGAAGAUAACUUAAGAGGU
Molecule: messenger RNA, 3304 nt
Organism: Loxodonta africana (African savanna elephant)
Lineage: Eukaryota; Metazoa; Chordata; Mammalia; Proboscidea; Elephantidae
Gene: RASSF10
Product: Ras association domain family member 10
Exons: 1
Coding region: 205-1725 (506 amino acids)
Biological process (GO): signal transduction
Source: RefSeq, a predicted model, not a curated record